Molecule: messenger RNA, 2394 nt
Organism: Condylostylus longicornis
Lineage: Eukaryota; Metazoa; Arthropoda; Insecta; Diptera; Dolichopodidae
Product: putative mediator of RNA polymerase II transcription subunit 26
Exons: 5
Coding region: 369-2114 (581 amino acids)
Source: RefSeq, a predicted model, not a curated record
AAUUUUUUUCUCCUGCAAUUAAUUUGAAUUUGAUUUUAAUUAAUUAAAAUUGAUUUUAUUUUUAUAAUAAAAAAGUGAAAAUUUAAAAAUUACAAUGAGUAUUUUUAUGACAAUUUUUAAAAAUACUUAAAUGUAAUUAAAAAAAAAAAUAUAAAAAGAUCGAAAAAUAAAUUAAGUGAUUUAAAAUUUAAAUUUGCCUAAAUUUAAUUUAUUUAAUGUGAUUUUUCUUUAAUAAAAGAAAUUAAUUGAAAAUUAAUAAAAUAUUUUAAAUGUAAAUCGAAAAAUUGCUAAGUGAAAAUUGAAAAAAAAAAAUUCAAUUAAAAAUUUAUUUUGGUUUUUAAUAGCUAAGAAGAAAUCCCUAAUAAUUGAUGUCCAAAAUGAAAUCAAAUGGAGUAUUUUAUAUAUUUUGGGCUUUGAUAGCCAUUAUUCAAUUUACCAGCAGUUUUGGAAGAGCUUAUCCAAGUGUAGUUUCAUCAUCUAAUCAAUAUUUCGAGUCAUUAUGUUAUAAUGAAACAAAUAAUGAACGUUUUGUAGAAAGUGAUGGUAGACAAUCAAGUUUCUUUUUAGAAUUACGAUCAAGUUCAAUGAUGAGAAAAAAAUUUUGUGAAAGAAAUUUUACAACAUCAGAAUCUCAUGGAUUUAUAAUACGACUGAUAAUAGCUAAAAAUAAAUUUUAUAGUGUUAGCAGUAGUAGCAGCAGCAGCAGUAGUAGCAUUACCGGUAAUAACGGUAAUAGUGGCAGCACUAGUAAUAUUAAUAGCGAUAUAAUAAUAAAUAGUCAACGAAAUCAUGGUAGUAAAUCAAUGACAUUUAAAAAUACUGCUGGUGAUCAACAUACUCUAAAUAGAUAUCAUGGAUUAAGUAGUAGUACUCAUCAAAAUAAAAAUCAAUUUAAUACAACGAAAAGUUGUCCUUUAACCAUUUAUAGCAAUAACGAUUACAACUAUCAACAAGCGCUUUGGCAAAUUGAUCCUUGUGAAAUGGAAAGAGAUGAAGCGAAUAAUGGUAAUGAAAUAAAUUGGCCAGUAAAAUUUUUUGAAGGUCAUAUUAAAAUUCAUUGGGAGCAUAAUCUUAAUUCAAUACAUUCGAAAUUAAUGAUAACCGCUUUGGGUAAAGGAGAUGGAUGCAAUAAAUUAAAUAAAUUUCCUUGUUUAACAUUAGGUGGCGCUCCCUUAUUUUGCAUAUCAAAAGAUUUAAUCUGUGAUAAUAUACGACAUUGCCCAAAUGGUAAUUUAUAUGAUGAUGACGAAGAUAAAAAAAUGUGUGAAAAAUUACAUUCAACACCAAUAUUACCAUCAUCAACGGUAAUAUUUGACAAUGAAUGGGAGCAACAGUUAAUGUUAUGGAUGCAUCAUGCAUUCGGUGAUAUUUCAACAUCAUUUUCAACUGGAGCAUCAUCUCCAUCAUCUGAAUUCGGUGAUACAUUUGACGAUGAUGGUACAGAAAAAGAAUAUCAUGAUGGUAGACCUCUAAUAUUAAAUGAAAAUAGACCAUUUCAUCAAAACGGUGAAAAUGAAUUUAAUACAAAUAGUAGUGAUAAUGAUAAGGAUAAAAAAUCUACAGUAACAACAACUUCAACAACAACAACAAGAAAAAAUUCAUCAAAAAGUACAUUAACUGGUGAUUUAUCAAAAUAUGGACCAUGGGGUUAUUUAAUGUUAGGAAUGCUUUUAUGUGGUGGUGCAUUAUUAAUAUGUGGAUUAUGGGAAUGUUGUUGCCGUAAUAAUAAAAAUGAAUCUCAUAUUACUGCUAGUACAAUUGUUGGUAGUCCAUCAAUUCAAGAUUCAACAGAUGUACAACCAUCACGUAAUCAAAAUAAUAUAACACCACCAAACUAUGAUGAAUUAGAUCCGCCACCAGCAUAUUCAGUAUUAUUUCCAAAUCAAAAAGCAGCAACAACAUCUGGAAUUGAAUCAUCAUCACAAUUACAAACAUCAACUGCAGCACCACCACCACCACCGCCAUCACUUACAAUUACAACUGGUAUUAGAAAUGAUUCAUUAGUAACAGUUCCAGUUGUAGUUGUAGUACCAGGUGGUGCACGUUCCAAUAAUAAUAGUAAUAAUAGUAAUAAUAAUACAACAAGUGACCUGACGCCAGCUUCCUCCAGUUAGAAUUUUAUUUUAAUUUUGUAUUUUUAGUUGUACUUUUCAUAUUUUUUUUUACAAAGUUAUAGUCUACUGUAUUGUAUAAGUUUUAUACUAAUUAUUAUUACGAUUAAUUAUUAUUAAUAUCAUCAUUAAAAAGGAAGUUCUAUUUCAAUUUAAUUAUUUAACAUUUUAUGUUUAAUUUACAAAUUUAAUAAAUUUUAUAAUUAAAUAACAAAAAAAACGUAAAAAUAUUUUAAAUGAUUUGAUAAUAAAAAAAAAGACACAAUUUUAUUCUUAUAUUAAA